Molecule: messenger RNA, 267 nt
Organism: Cladophialophora bantiana CBS 173.52
Lineage: Eukaryota; Fungi; Ascomycota; Eurotiomycetes; Chaetothyriales; Herpotrichiellaceae
Exons: 1
Coding region: 1-267 (88 amino acids)
Source: RefSeq, a predicted model, not a curated record
AUGUCGGCACGAUAUCCUGUCGUAAAGUGUAUUUGUCUCCCGCUCGACCAGUCCAGCCUUGCGGGCGCCCGAGCAGCGGCCAAGUCGGUUAUGCACAACGCAGAAGUCCCAUAUAUCGAUAUAUUGGUGAGUAACGCAGGUAUCUCGAGGUCAGAGAUGAAUGUCAAACUCUGCCCGGACGGAUUUGAAACGCAUUUCGUGGUAAACAACCUGGUGCCAUUCCUCUUCAUCAACUUGGUUCUCCGAAACACCAUCUUGGCCUCUUGA